Messenger RNA from Bacillus rossius redtenbacheri, 11864 nucleotides. Its product is annotated as zinc finger protein 131-like. NCBI's taxonomy places the organism in Eukaryota, Metazoa, Arthropoda, Insecta, Phasmatodea, Bacillidae. Gene Ontology annotation, molecular function: protein binding; DNA binding. Gene Ontology annotation, cellular component: nucleus. Bases 234 to 1838 code for a protein of 534 amino acids. The record is from RefSeq and is a predicted model, not a curated record. The transcript has 7 exons. Gene Ontology annotation, biological process: regulation of transcription by RNA polymerase II.
ACACUUGGCAAUACUGCCAAGUAGUCAAUAGAAAAGCUGUCAAAGUUAGUUAUAAGUUUUUCCUUUUGUUUUUAUUUAUGCUAAAAAUUUCAACUGUUUGAUAUAAAUCUGUAAACUUUAAUGUAGGGUGUAACUGGCACGUAUGUUAUUUUAUUUUUAAGAACUAUUAGGUUUGUAAAAAAAACUCGUAAUCUGCGUCUUGCAUUAGCUGGGGUUGGAGAGACGGGGCCGACAUGACGGAUGAGCAGCAGUUCUGCCUGCGCUGGAACAACUUCCAGACGAACAUCACCUCGCAGUUCGAGGCGCUGCGCAACGAGGAGUUGUUCGUGGACGUGACACUGGCGUGCGAGGGCCAGCGCCUCAAGGCCCACAAGGUCGUGCUGUCUGCGUGCAGCCCCUACUUCAAGGAGCUGUUCACGAGCAACCCAUGCAAACACCCCAUCCUGUUCAUGCGCGACGUGGAGUUCUGCCACCUGCGCGCCCUCGUUGAGUUCAUGUACGCCGGCGAGGUGAACGUGGCGCAAGCACAGCUGACUGCCUUCUUGCGCACUGCCGAGUCCCUGCACAUCCGUGGCCUCACCGAGACCCCGCGCCCCCGCAAGGAGGAGAGGCUGUCUCCGGCGCUGGACGCCGACGUGUUCCGGCCGGACGGCAGGAAGGUGGAGGAGGAGGGCGUGCUGGACGCCAGCCCGCCCCUCUCCCCGCCCCCCAGCAAGCGUCCCUGCCGCAGCGCCACCCCGCCACCCCUGCAGCUGCCGUGCCGCGGGGAGUCCCCGGACAUCAUCGAGCCCAAACUGGAGCUGCCGGACUAUGGCAGCGACGGGGAGUGUCGGGUGGAUGGAUCCAUGUCUGCGUCCAUGUUCGGGCUGGACAACUCCAUCGACGGGAACACCUCUCUGUCUUCCCUGCACGGUUCAAUGGACACCUACCCUGGGACCUCUUCCCAGAACUUCAUGGCCGACUUCUCACAGGACUCUUCUCAAGCAGACCUGCGCAAACUUCACUCGCUGGACCCGCGGCCUUGCCCCAUCUGCUUCCGCAUGUACAGCAACUUGUCGAACCUGCGCCAGCACGUACGCCUCAUUCACAACCCGCAGACCGUCGCCUGUCCCCUCUGCAGUAAACCCUUCAAGACCAAACUGUACCUGAAGAGACACCUCAUGAGCUUCCACGAGCUGGCCUGCUCCCCCGCCCCGCAGGUGGUCCUUGGGCCCGAUGGCCCCAAGGUCAAGGACGAGUUCUUCCAGCAUGCUCGUGCCCCGCUCCCUCACUUCCCGUUCCCGUUCCCCGGCGACGAGCGCCCCCCUCCCAACGGCCACGGCUUCCAGGACCACGCCCUGGGGCGCGGCUUCAACAAGUCUGCGUACCUCUCUCGGCUGUUCAACAAGCCGGGUGACAGCAGCGGGCUGAACACGAUGUUGCCCCCGUACGGGAACACGCUGGAUGACAGUCAGGACAGACAACAGUAUGGAGCGCCAACACAAGCCUGCAGGGCUGAGUCUAGGAACGCGCUGGAUGACAGUCACGACAGACAGCAGUACGGAGCGCCACCACAAGCCUGCAGGGCAGAGUCUAGGAAUGCGCUGGAUGACAGUCAGGAAAGGCAGCAGUACGGAGCGCCACCCCAAGCCUGCAGGGCUGAGUCUAGGAGCGACGAUGUCUCCGGCGUGAUGAACGACGCACACUCACAUUCGCUCAAGCUCGAGGCCCUGGACAUGCAGAGCGACGUUAACGAUGCCCUCUUGGCUCUGUCGGAAAGUAAACGGGACGACACGACUUCCUUCUUGAGUCCUAACAUUCUUGAAAACACUCCCAGUAGUCAGGCCAUAGGCAAUUAAGUAUUUUUUUCAUCUUAAAUGAUACCUGGUUUAUUACUGCAUUUUAAUAGAAUAUAAGUUAUAUUGUGCUGGUUGCUUUAAGUAGAUAUAUUAGUCUAAGACUGCCACCAAUAACUGUCUUUUUGAUCACGAUCAAAUAAUUGUCUGUCCUGAAUGCAAGCCAUUCCUGCAUACCAUAUGUACAGGGAAUGCAUAUUUAAGGACGAGUUCCACCUGGUUUCAAACAUUGACAUAAAGUACAUAGUAUUAUCAUUAUGUACUCAGUGCUGUUGCAUGUGCAAGUAGACGUAAUGCUCUUUCUAAACAGCUCCUUAAUGAAGUUUAGUGUAUAACUGUCCUGAAGUAAUCUCCAUGGUUAACAGCAUUCUGUUUAAACACUUAAUCCGUCUUAAGGAUGAAAUCUGGUAACCCAAACCCAAUACCAAGUCCAAACAAAAAAGGCUUUCUACUUAUUUUUAAAACAUUCUUUCCCUGUGGAAUCAACUUUAUAUAAUGCAUUAGUUUUAAUCGUACAAGGAUGCAGACAUGACUUUGCGUAAACAUAAACAAAAUAGUCACGCAUCAAACCAAUCCACUCAAGAGUAUAAAACACAAAUAGCUUAAUUGCUGUUGUAUUCAGUGUUAAAUAUCUGCAAGAGUAGUUACGUAAGCUAUGCCACAACCGUUACAGCUAAUAGUACGAGAGCUGCCAAGGUUUCAGAAAAAUAAUUUUAGGUUAGCUGUUAUUUUAUUAUAUUUCUUCUUUUUAUUGAAAUUAGAUAGGGAUACAGUACGUGUGGCACCUGGAAACGGUUGUGUUUACCUGUGCACAUUUCUUUUCUACAGGUGAAAAUUGUGGAUUUUAAAAUCAUUUUAAGAUAAUUUUUUUUCCCCGUAAUUUUUUGUCAUUUUAGCAUCAUAAAGGUACAAUUGCCAGACAGUUUUGCUAUUGCUAACACUGCGCCCGAUGCAAUUUUAGUAAUAAAUAUUAUUAUUUUUAAAUAAUUUUACUAUAGCUGAAAUUGUUUACAUGAUACAGUUCUGUAAUCCAAGAUUGUAAUGUUAAUUUGCCAUAGGUUUGGUUGUUUAGUUAAGAGCCAGAUGGAUUUUAAGUCUCUGAAAACAGCUUUACCCUGCAUAUUGGUUUACUGCAUAUUACUGUAUUUUUUUUAUCAUAUUGCACACUUUAUCAUCAGGCAAAUAUUCAUUAUUAAUAGUUCUGCCCGACUUGUGUCAAAGCACUAACUAGAAGCUACUGUUAUGUUUCCAUUGCCAGGCAGAGCAUACCACUUUACUUAUUAAUAUUUUGUUGUAAUUACGUAUUAGAUAUGGACGAAUCUGCGUACUUUUGUUUCAUAUCGUGUUUAGUUCUGUAUUUAUAAUUUUGAGUUUAGCCCAGGCCUGAUAAAUUGCUAGUCAAGUUGAGAUCCAAGUAGGGGUUUUAUUUUUUUUCAAAUAGGUAUAGAGUAUUAAAACGGAUUAUGCUACGAUUUUAAGGAUUAAAAUAAAUACUGCAUGCAGAAACUUACUAGUAAAGAUUAUAUUUUUUGUAAAUGUUGAAAGUAGUUUAUCAUUGAUACUAAGGCAGAUAAAUUAACAAAAUAAAAUUUAUCACCAUCUGGGUUUAUUACUACUGUAUGUUCAUUUGCCGUGUUUAAGAACAUAUAAAAUAUUUUGGUAAUUUUGCAGAAGAGUUGCUUCAUGAAGUUAAGGGACACAAUAACUAAAAUGAAAGGUAUUAUGUACUUAUUAUUUACGUAUUAAACACAUAUUAUUAAUGUAUCUGGCCUAACCUAACAUACCUUACACUGCAAUCAUCCAACUUCCCAAAAUAUGUAAUGUUAAAUGUUAUCUGUUUUUAAAUAACCAAAUUAACAUUUGUUAACGUAACUAUAAAAUUAUUUAAAUGAAUUCCUAGUGUAUUCAUAACUGAAUGGAUGGUUAACUCAAUUCUACUUUUCCAUUUUCUUGUUAACAAUGAUUUCUCCCACUUCAAAAAUGACAAUUCUUAGGCAUUCUCAAAUGUCACAUCAUGUGUUUAAAUCACAUUCUGGCCUGGUGUAUAAACAAAAAUAAAACUUACUGACAUUUUGAAUAAAUAAUCAGAGAUUGAAGAUAUAACUGACUACAAGACAUAUCAUUUUUAGUUUUGCUCUGUUUGUGCCGAAUAUCAAUAUUAUAAAUUGACAUGUGGAGGGGGGGAAAAUGUACUUGGGAUACAUUGGAUUGUUUUUGUUUAAAAAUUUGUUUGUUGUAUUACAUACGUAUGGCAUACUGCUGGCAUUUCAUUCCAAAAUGGUGUUUAUUUUUAGUGUUCUGAGAUGUAAAUAGAGGCAGAAUGUUUUCUGGGUAUUGUAACUACAUAUAAAAUACCCCAUACUUUAAGAAAAAUAUGUAAAUAGUUAGAACAUAAAUGCAAUAAUUCCCAGUGAAAUAUUUGCAUAAUACUUGCACAUGAUUUUUUUGUUUCAUGCCCUUGUCGAAUAGGUAUAGAGUUAAAAGAAUACUGUUCAGUGUCGUCCCGUGAUUACAAUGAACUUGAUUUUCGAGCUGAAAGUUAUUGGUAGUUUACAUGAUUUGGAAUUUAGCUCAUCAUGAAAAGAGUGCAGUAUCUGUGCUUAUUGUUGUCUAUGAAGGGCAGAAUCCAAAUGAGCUCACAAUAUCUAUAGUUAACAUGCAUUGAAGAGUCAACCCCCCCCCCCCCCCCUCCAGCUUAAAAUGGCAGCUAGUGUCGUGUGCUCCUUACAACAAUUGGAAAUGCCAGCAAAAUUAAAUUUGCUCGUGAUGCAAUAUAGUAGUAUUCACAUUAAUGACUUAAUAAUAAUGUAAUUAAUCUGAAAACUAAUUAAUUGUUGUAACAUUAUCUUAUAUUACACAGGAAAUUAAAUAUUAUUGCAACAUUUUAAAGGAAAAAUGAAACAUUAUUUUAUUUUUUUAAAUUUUUUAAAUGUAUUUAUUAAUUUAUUUAUUGACCGAGCAAAGCAAGGUCUUCCAAAUAUUUAUAGCGUGUGGCAUUUGUGUGUAUGUAUGUUUUUAUGUAACUUUUUCCAGCGAUAACUGUUGAACCAUUGAUUGGAUUUUCAUGAAAUUUGGUAGGUGGCAGGUAUGGCCAGUGCAAUUUGUAAGUUCAUGAAUGAUCUAAAUCGAUCUAGGUUUUUUUAAAAUAUUUUUUGAUAAAUACACAAAUAACUUACAAAUUACACACAUUUUCUUAUUUCUGGCUUGGAAUCGAAAGAGGAUAGUGUCCGUAGAUGGAGAUUACGAUAAUAAGUAAUAUGGUACUAAUAACUUUGGUCAUUACACGAUUUAACUUUGCGAGCUCUCAGUUCGGGGAAAACUACUGGUUAUUUGGUGUUCAUGUCUUGUCCAGCGAGGCCAGCAGCCGGCCGGGUUUUGCAUCGAGGAACUACCCCUGCCUUCUUCUUGGUGGAUUGGGGGGGGGGGAGCCUUCAGGAAACUGUAAGAGUCCUUAGACAUGAUGCCUGGACUGAGAUCACUCUCUCACUCCCUGUGUCUCUCUGUGUGAGCCCAGUGUUGUACUGUGUUGCGUGCUCACAACAAGAACUUUUAGGGGGAAAAGGGGUUCCGGAACGAGACACACCCUGAAGCUAGCAUCUGAUUUCGUUAUUAUUAUUCAAGUUACAACGCUUGGCAAAUAUUUCAAAAAACUCAUUCUUGAUUGUGACUUGUGCGACCCAUGUUCCGACUGGCACAGACCUGGGAACCCAAAUAAAACAGUAAACAUUAGUAAAUAAAUGACAUUCUUGAAUUACACAAGACUUCCUAGAUUGAAUAUUUAGACUUACGUAAUUCUUACAUUUUUACUGGAAUUAUGUCUUAAAAAAAAGUAACACAGGUGGGCUUUGAUAAGGUUCAAAUUGAAAUCAACCUCAAAGUUUUCUGCCGAGCUUUACUCACAUAAGGACAGGCUUCUUCCUGUUCAUAAGCUUUUCGUCAGGAGGCGAUCCAAUGUUUUUCGGUUCAAAACUCCACUAAACAAUAUGUUUCAACUCAACGUUAAAGGACGAGUCUUGUUCUUGCCUCGCGCAUCUGGGCACUGAACCUCUCGUGCUGGCCAGGAGGCUGGAGUUGAUCACCACACCCGACACUCGCUCCACAAGCGCCCCCCCCCCCCCCCCCCCCCCCCCCCCCCCCCUCUGCUGCGCUGCGGUGCUCGCCGACUGCAGCGCAGCUUCCGGAGGAUCUCUAGGACUUGACUCGCUCACCGCGGUGAUUCUCUCCUCGUUGGUGCUCGUCCACAAGCAUGGUGCUCACUGGUUGAACUCGCCCUGCACUGGUUGAACUCGUCGCUCGUAACGACGAGUGACUGCAGAGUCCUCGUCGUCUUUGCGUGAGCAGGACUUUAUCUUUGCAGAUGGCUGACGGUUCAAUCACCUGAACGUAAAAUAUUGCGACUAAACAUUUUUAAGCAAAACAUUGUGAAAAGUACUUUCAAAUUGAACAUAAUACCAUUUGUUUUACAGUAUAAACUGCUUGCCUUAAAGUUACUAUGAUUUUUUUUUUUAAUUGUGUUAUAUCUCUAUUUAAAAAAGUUAAAACAAAUAAUUAAAGUUGCACUUCAUCAUAAUCUGUUAGAUCAUAAUAGAUUAGGUUUAUGAGUUUUUAGUUUUUAUAGCUACGUGUGCGUGCAUGCGAGUGCGGUAUAUAUAUAUUUUAACCUUGAGGGAAUCAUAUAUUCAGACACAUACUGUACGCAUUAAGGACACUCUAAAAAUGUAUUGGGCAUAAAGGAUUUGCGGACGUUGAGAGAAACUUUGAAGUGAUUCAGUAUACAAUUGAAGACUAUACAGCACUUGCGGAAUUAAAAGCGUCGUGUUGGAAACUGUUGGUACUUGCGACUCGGAACAUCAAACGUUCAGUGACUUAGUUUUUCCUUUGUAAAUGAACAUGUUCUUGCAGGGUCCACAUUCUAAAGUAUGUAUCAGGGAAAUUCAUGGAGGUUGGAAUAAUCAUUCAGGGAAUUUCCUUUAAAUCCUGGAAAAGUCAUGGAAAUUCCCCAGUGAUAGUAAUUUGAAGAGAAAAUGUUGUUUUCCAGUCUGACAUCACCCAGACUGUGAAAGCAAUUUCAUUUUUCAAUUUGGUGUUUUAAUGCAUAGCCACACACUAUAAAAUGUCACAUGAAAACUUCUUUUUGAACUAGGUCAACUACGGGGAUGUUGGAAGCUGGAUUUUCUGUAUUUCUUUCGGAAAGUUGCAAAUGUAUAAAUUAUUUAAAAAAAAAAAAUUAUUCAGGUCAUUUUGUAAUUUACAACAUUCUGCGUUCAUUUGAUUCCUGCACCUACUAGGUUUGUACAAUCUUAACUACGGGUUCAGGCAGAAAUGUGACACUGUUGAACUACAAUUACUGUAAGAGCAGGGAGGAGAGAUUUGCAGUGCUAGAAAGUACAUGGUGUAAUAUUGGUUGAAAUGUAAAAGUAAAACAAAGGGUGGUUAGGUAGUUCUCCCACAAAUGUAUGUUGCAUCUGACAAUAGAUGUUUUUAUAAUGUUGAUUUUCCAAGUGCCAUAGCAACCAGUAUUUUUUAUACAUAUCACUGCCGGCCGGGAGCUCCUAUACUCCCUCGGCUUAGCAGUACGUAAGACAAUUACCGGUGUUUGAUUUGUGACGCGCACACACAAUAGUUCAGUACUGGCGUGGGCGUGUCGGCACGGGGAAUGGACUCCAAGGUCUGUGUGCGUGCUCGCUGCUUGUCAGAGCUGGCUGUGCCAUGUCCCGCAGUUCUUUUGUGUAGUCGGACGUAACCAGCAGCUCCCAGUUUUACAAGACAUGUACUCUCUUUGUUUAUAUAGCUGCGUAUCCUUGUGGUUUCACUUCACAAACCUGCUGAACAUUUUGUAGUAAGUUCUGUCCUCUUGAGGCUUCAAUUACUUUCUUUAGUUUAUGAGUUCUUUCAAAUAAAGCUUUGUCCCAAGCUGGCCAACAUUAUUCUCACAUCCACACUGCCAUAUUUUUUUUGGAAGUUGCUGUCAAUAUUACAGUGUCCUUCUGUAUCGAGUUCUCAUGUUCCUUCGUACCUAAGUGGUUUCUCUUUUUCUUUGUGAUAAUGCUUUUCCUGUCUCCUAGAAUGGACAAAGCAAUAGUUAGUACGUAACAAAAAUAUACUUCUUCAGUUGGUUUAUCUUGUCGAAGUAUUUUCCAUUAUGUGAAACAUUGUCAUGUUAUUAGUUUGUGAAGUUGUAGACUUUUUAUUGUACAUCUCAUUCAAUCAGAUUUUCUAACUUUAAGAAUUAGUGUCUGUCUGAGACAGUGGAUGCUUUUUUUUAAAUCUCAUCUAUGGUGUGUGGUAUGCUUGCUGAUCAUAAGCCGAACGCCAGAUUUGAAGAUGUCUGGCUUGUCGCUGACUGUCCCUGGCUUUUGGUCGGGCAGUUCCUGUGACGCAGUUGCACCCGUCACUUAUUGACAGCUGCGUGGUGAUGUGUGGUAUCCUUGAGAGAAUGUCGGUGAUCGUGACUGUGGUGGGUUUUUUUUUUGUCCUAGUCGCAUGGGUGAAACAAGUUCAAACUGCUGCUCAGCGUUCUGUGUUUGUUUCAAGAGAUGCGAAUGCUUGUGUGUGCGUUUCCCCGUGCCGCGUCACGCCCUGCGCGGGCAACUCAUGUUCCUCUCAGCCUCGCCCCGCGGCAACCUCGUGUGUUGUUACAGCAGAGUUAACCACAUAUAGUUUUGUAACAGUUUUACUAUAGCAAUGCAAACAUGUAUGUUUUCUACACUUGUAACACUUUGGUUGAGGCUACGCCACUGUGACUGUCCUUAGUUCCUGUGACUGUACUCUUCUUCCUAGCGAGCGACAGACGGAUGAGUGGUAUCAAACAUUGUACGUGGGGCGUGUUCGUUACAUGCAUGCAGGUGUGUUGGACAUUCUGAGUAUGUAUCACCUGUAAAGCUUAGUUAGUGCUGUCUGAUUGUGAAUGCAGCAGUAAUGUGUCUCUGUUGUAAUAAGGAUUUUGUUUGUGCUGCACUUUGCAGCUUAGAUGUGCUUGUUUCAUUUGUGGAGCCUCAUAUUUUUACAAAAAAAAAAUAUAUUAUGGUGGUGUCUCUCAUAAUGUUUUCUGUUACGAAUGUGCAUUUGUAAAAAAAAAUCAAUGUUUGUAAUUGUCUUGGUCAUGUAGCAAAGUCCACACUGAUGCAGUAUAUUUACAGCCUAAAAACAGCCAGGGAUAUUUGCAACAAAUGGGUGGACUGUCAUCUUUUUGUUGUUUACCACAGAGCAGUUUGGUACAACCCUCCAUCGACUCCUCUGACUUUCCAUUAGUGAUUUUAUGUUUGUUGUACUUUCUGUUAGCUCGUGUGACAUUUAAUUACUUCUGUCAGUUUUGUAUGUUUUAAUUUGGUAUUGAUUGCUCUCUGCUUAUUCUGCUAAAAUCACUGUGCCAUUACUUGGGUUCGCCUUCUACAGAACGGUUACUACAAACUGUCUGUGCUGUCCUCCAUAGCUUGUUCUGCACAGAAACUGAACAAAAGAAGGUGAGAUAAAGUAGUCUUGUCUCACUCCUUUCUGAAUCAUUGCUCUUGUUACAUGCAUCUGUCUCUGAGUUUCUAAUUUAUAUUUAUUUUGUAUUAGCAGGGAACCAAGCACUUGAAAGCUAAGUAUUUGAUACUACCGCUGUUCAGGUUUUGCCUUGGAGUUUGGCAGCGUGGGGCGUAGUUCAUUAGUUGGCAUUGAGUGGAUAUCAAUAUUUACAGUUUUGAAGUUUCCCAUACUGAUAAUGCCAUUAUUUCUCUUCAGUGAUCAGACGUUAUGAAUUGUAUUUAUUGCUCCUUUUAUUCCAGUCAUAAGCAGGUGCUUCCAGUUUCAAGUUAUGUCUUACAGACUGUUCAGUAAUAAAACAAUAGAUUUUUGUAUUUUACUUAGCUAUAGAGUUGAAGGACAAUUAAAUUACAUGAUAUUAAGUUUUAUUAUAGAUUUUUCCAAUAUUUUUAUUCAAGAGCAGUGAUUGAAAUAUUAUUGUGUGUUUGAAAGAAGUAAUCUUAGUGUAGGGCCUACGUCUAGUGUGGUGCGUAAUGACUGAGACAAAUCUGUAUUCAUGACACCAUUAUAAUGGUUUAAACAUUUUUUGUAAAUUUUUAUUAUAUUUCUCUCUGUAGUAUGAUUGUGUAUGUGCAUUUUUGUGAGCUCACUUUGUCUGAGUGGUUUGUUUAGAAUAUAUAUAUAAAAGAGACACUUUACAUGAACACUGAUAGACUAUUGAACUAUGAAGUGCUGCGUUAAGAAUGCCUUUAUAACAAUGAUGUUUUCGAGCAUUUAUGGCAUCAUGUAUUCACUGUUAUAAUAACACUAUUGUAUUAUAUUUCCAUGUUUGUGCUAGUAUCCUACAGAUAUAUUUUAUAGACAUUAAUUUUUGGUAAAGAAAUGUUAAAGCUUUUUAUGAUGUUUUGAUGUCAACAUUCAUGUUUUAUUCUAUUAUGAUAAAUACAUAAUUAUUAUAAUGUUUAAAUUUGAAAGUCCAGGUGACAUAUUUUUUCAAAUUAUUUUUCCUCAAUAUAUUAUAUUUAAAAAAAAUAUUGACUUUCAAACAUGUUUGAUUUUAGAUAUUUAUUUUACAUUCUAUAAAAAAAUUUAUCUUGCAGCUUCCCAAUAUUUUUAUUUAAGCUAAAUGGGUUGAUUUUUAAGAACUCAAUCCAGAAUUUAUUUGUUUGGUAGUUCAAAAUAAAAAAAACUGGUUAUUUUCAUCCAAUAUCAGCAAUAAAUGACUUAGUAAUAAUUAGCUCUCAAAAUUUGUGGUGAACAUAUUUGUGAAACCUUUUUGCCAGACUUAAAGUAAUUAAUAACGAGUUUAGUUCAAUUAUGUGGAAAAAAUUAAUAUUUAUUAUUACUUGAAAUUAAAUUGUAUAUUUUUAGGUUCUGUAAAGUCUUUAAAGAGUUCUCAAGGUGUACUUCGAUGAACUUGGCAAAAGUCUAUGCAAAAUGGAUCACUUUUACAAAAACUUAUUCUCUUUUUGAGCUAUAGUGAUUAAUGAAUUUAAAAAUGUACAUAGGCCAUCUUAAAGGUUGUAUUGUACAUAUAGUAUGACGAAUAAAACAUUAACAAACAUAUGGUGGUUUUUAGAAUAAGUAGUUGCACAGUCUAGUAAAGUUAUUGCCUAACCUCAUCUAAAAUCUGUUUUUUGUGAGAUUAAAAAUUUUUAAUAUUUAAAAAAAAUUAUUGUAUAAACAAGCACAGGCAGAAUCUUUCCGCUACUAUUAUGGCUCAGUGUGUGGAACCUUUUAAUAAUUUAAUGAAACGUGAAACUACUCUCCGAAAGUGUGGCCUAUAUGGCUAGAAUAGACAACUGCUCAGACUGCCAACUAUACCAACUAUAUCUGAAGAGGUUUAGAUGGUUGGUAACCCCUGAAUGUUGAUUUCACUGCAGAACAAAGAAUCUGCACAAUGUUUAGAGACACUUUAUUAACUUUAACUAGACUGUUUCUCUAAGUUAAUAAAAUUUGUUUUAAUUAUUUUGUAUUACAUGCGAAAAUUUGUAUAUUAUUUGUCACUGUCUUUAAUUUUUUGAAAAUUGUUAAUUUUUACUUAAUUUUUGUUUUUAAUUUAGCAAACUAGAAAGUGAUUGUGAAAUGUAGAGAAGGAAAAAUUAUUAUUAUGUAUGUGUAGUUAGCAAUAUAGUGUUAUUUUGAGCUUAUGUUUGUGUUUUAUAAUAUAUAUACAUAUACAGAAUUGGUUUGUUACAUGUUGGAAUAUGAACUGUGAUCGACUGAUUUGUUGGUUGAACACCUUAAUGAUGUUUGUGUUUGUGUGUGAUACGAAGAGCACAUUUAUAUAUGCAUAUAGAACCAUUGAAGUAUACUAAAUUGCCAUUGCCCAGACAUUUCAACUAGUCAAUAUUUUAGUUACUAACUCUAAUAGUGUUAAUAGUGCAUAAUCAGUUUUUUAUACAUGAUGUUAUUUUUAGAUGUUUGGUUGCAUAUUACUUGUACAUUUAUUUAAUGUAGUAUGAAUGAAAUAUUUGCAAUAUGUUUAUAUAAAUUUUAUUUAUGUGCAAUGCUGGAACAAAGUAACCUAGUAAUUAAUAAAAAGUCAAGUCUGAUUUUUAA